Messenger RNA from Cantharellus anzutake, 729 nucleotides. RefSeq lists its product as uncharacterized. The record is from RefSeq and is a predicted model, not a curated record. The coding region runs from base 1 to 729 and encodes 242 amino acids. NCBI's taxonomy places the organism in Eukaryota, Fungi, Basidiomycota, Agaricomycetes, Cantharellales, Hydnaceae. The transcript is spliced from 6 exons.
AUGAACAGAAGUGGCGCUUGCGCUGGUUACAGUGAUACGUACCCUCGGGAUUGCCCAACUUCCAAAAUGCAAUUCUCGAUUCACCCUCCCAGCACAACGGAGGCAACAUUCGGCGGUUUUCCACGGUGUGCGCCUAAUUGGUCUUUCGUCUACUCGCACACACCCAGCCACCGCAGACCGCCGUUUAGCCACUACUUCAAUUAUAAUUCCUUCUGCUUCGCCUCUUCAGAGUUCAGACACAUGUUAGACACCCCUCUGAUAAUAGACUGGUCAACAGAUGUGGAUGUGACACAGACAGGGAAGGUUAUGGAUGUCCAGGCUAUGCAGUUGGGCUGGAGCGAUGCAAAUGUUGCAGAGCAUACAACAGACACCGGUGGAGUGAAUACUAUGCUCACUUCAAUCAAACACUCUCGCGGGUUCCAGCCAAAGGCACGGAACCAGCUCAUUUGUCGUCUCAUGUUUCAUGUUUGCAAUGAAGAUGACGAUGAUACGGAUGAUGAGCUAGACUGGUACCCCAACUCGGGCGUCCGAGUGAUCCUCAAUGCGCCCAGCUCAGGACUCUGCGCAAAUGGUAACCGCGCAAUCUUCGGUGUCGAAGCGUUGCACCUGAGCAGAGUAGCCAAUGCACAACGGGCGCGGCCGAUCAAGGAUAACGCGGCAGCACGGCGGUUUACGCAGGCCAACGGUGUUGAGCCUUACAAAGAAAUUCAGACGAAACGGGAGGAAUAA